This is a messenger RNA of Spirometra erinaceieuropaei, 1091 nucleotides long. Lineage: Eukaryota; Metazoa; Platyhelminthes; Cestoda; Diphyllobothriidea; Diphyllobothriidae. The record is from the annotation of a GenBank genome assembly.
AUGCUGAGCUCCGUGCUGAACGCAUGGGCAAAUCGGCAUGGUUUUAUUCCAGCCAAUGGUAGGUCGUUGUUUUAAAGAGAGAGAGAGCAUACGCAUUUGAGAUCAUCAGCAAAAAUAAAGGAUUGAGCGUUUAGCUGCUGACGAAAUAUCAAUAAUUUUCGGCAAAAACACGGAGGACGUAAUACGGUCAGCUCGAAGGCACCGCUUAAAAUAAACCUCUCACCGGAAAAUGAGGACCCACUAUGACCUUUUGUUCCCGCUUAGAUAAGUAUGACUUAAUAAAGUCGUUAAGGGGACUGCAAAUUUCUGGAGCGUCCAGUUUGACUGCGAGUCGUAUAUUUGAGCAACAGAUCUGAAAGGAUUUGCAUCAUUAACAUUUAAAGACUCCCUACGCUUGUCUCACGCAAAGCUCAUUUUCGAAGACAAUUCAAAUAUUUCUGAGAUUCUUACAUGAACCGACUGUUUUCGCACGUAAUUAUUACUCCCAAAGGCCAAUGCUCACGAAGUGUGUGCUCCCGCGAAUGUGAAAUAAUAUCACCUGGAUUCAGGUCCGCGGCUUGUCAUAUCUGCCUUGUUGUUUUCUGGAGACUUGGGAGAUAUUCUUUCACUCAUUGUCUCCAGAACACGCCAGCGAGGUAGUGUACGUGUUUCUAUCCAACGUGGUACCGUGCCGCCAAUUCGUCCCUGCAAGCCAGCAUUGGACAGUUCCUCAUCAACAAUAAGCCAUUCGGGGUAAGCGAUUCCAAAUCGUUGCUGUCUGAUGUUAGCGGGACAAGCGAUCUGUUAUUUAAUAUGCGUUUAGAUUGGCAAAAUUGAGAUAUCCGGGUUGAUUACUUGAAAAAGGAGAAUAAUAAUAAUAAUAAUAAUAAUAAUAAUAAGAAGAAGAAGAAGAAGAAGAAAAAGAUGAUGAUGAUGAUGAUGAUGAUGAUGAUGAUGAUGAUGAUGAUGAUGAUGAUGAUGAUGAUGAUGAUGAUGAUGAUGAUGAUGAUGAUGAUGAUGAUGAUGAUGAUGAUGAUGAUGAUGAUGAUGAUGAUGAUGAUGAUGAUGAUGAUGAUGAUGAGCUCACCGGAACAGUUAUAUUGAGAUGCUGA